CAGACUGACAAUGUUGUCAAAGUCAGAACUAAAUUACAAAUUGAUUUCUGUCUUGUGUUGUUGUUAUAAUAUUGAAUGUUCGAAAUUGUAUUUUCGUGUAUAAAUCACUAAAAAUCGGUUAAUACAUUUCACAACAACUUAGUUUCACAACAAAAAAGUAUCAUGAAAAUGUCCGAUUCUGAGGAUGAAAACCAAACAGUAAAAAGUUUUGAAGAAAUUCACGAUGAAAUUCAGAAAUAUAAAAGAAACCCAGAAACAUCGGGAAUGUUUGUGUCUGGAUGGGACGAUGCAGAUCAAGACGUUGAAGUUGUUAAGGAUCCGAAAGCCAACCCCAUCGAUUAUGUACUAUGGGCAGCAGAGAAUGGAGAAAUCUGUAUAUUACGUGAAUUAUUGAAAAAGCAGCCAGGUUUGGUUCAUGCUCAAGAUGGUGAUGGGUACACACCACUUCACCGAGCAGCAUACAGUAACCAUACUGAUGUAAUAUCAUACUUGCUGAGUAUUGGAGCCAAUAUCCACACAAAAACACAGCUUGGAUGGACAGCUUUACAUUCUGCAUCAAACUGGAAUAAUUAUGUGGCUGCUGCAAGACUAUUAGCUGCUGGUGCUGAUCCCGGGGCUCUGUCUGAUGGAGGUCAAACUCCAAUGCACCUCGCUGCAGCUAUUAGUCAUUGUAAGUCAACAUUAUUAAUUUUAUUCUUAAGAGAUGAUACUGUAGACAUUGCGCAUAAAACAAACAAUGCACAUGAAACUCCAGAACAGCUGGCUCAAAGACAUGGAAUCUAUGGCCCUCUCUUUGAAAUGAUGACCCCAGCAGUGUCAUACAUAAAAUCCAUAUCAUUUACUUGUAAUCCCUACUUGAGGCAGAAAUCUAUAUAAAUAAAAAAAAUAGAAAAUUUAUUUAAUUUUUCCUUUAUUUGUUUAACUGUAAUAACUUAAAAUCUGUGUAACAUAAAACUUAAGUUACUUUUCUUAUUCUGUAAAAUAUCAUUGUGUAGAUAUUUAUUUACAUUAUUAUUCCACUAAAAUCUAUAUUAUUGUGAAGACAGUUGUGUGGGUUAACUACGGACAAUAUGUACUCUAAUAUCUAAGUAGUGUUUAAACAAAAAAACAAUAGUGAAAUACAUGUUAUUAAUUAUAUAAUAUAUUCUAUAAUUUCUUUCUUAUAUAGGUUAAAACUAGAUCAUCUACACAAGAGCUAGACUUGCAUCAUGACAGAUACUAUAUUAUAAUUUCUAAAAUACAAUCACAGAAUACAGUAUGAUUUAAAAACAA
Molecule: messenger RNA, 1272 nt
Organism: Spodoptera frugiperda (fall armyworm)
Lineage: Eukaryota; Metazoa; Arthropoda; Insecta; Lepidoptera; Noctuidae
Gene: Ankrd49
Product: ankyrin repeat domain-containing protein 49
Exons: 3
Coding region: 163-876 (237 amino acids)
Molecular function (GO): protein binding
Source: RefSeq, a predicted model, not a curated record